AUGAUAGAAAAUAAAUAUGAACAAAUUAAGCUAAGUCGUAAUCGAGUUGUUCUACCUACGACGAAAUUUUUAUUUACCUAUGUUCUAGAAAAAAAAUCUCUAAUUUUAGUAACUCUUUUUGCCUCGGUGGCAUUUGCUGCUCCUCAGGGAACACCAGAACCCAUUCCUAUUGUACGUCAGGAUAGCCAGAUCAAUGGUGAUGGAUCUUACCAGUACUCUUUCGAAACGGGUAAUGGUAUCAGUGCCGAUCAGAAAGGUGAUCUGAAGAAGGUCGGUGAUGUUGAUGCUAUAGAAGUCCACGGACAGUUCCAAUAUCCUAGUGAAGAUGGACAAAAUAUUCAAUUGACUUAUGUUGCUGAUGAGAACGGCUACCAGCCCCAAGGAGCACAUCUUCCCACUGCGCCACCAGUCCCAGCAGACAUUCAACGCGCCCUUGAUUUCCUCGCCACCGCCCCCCCACAACCAGAACAAUAGAUUAAAAGUAUAACAAUGUACCUGAAAUGGUAUUCAAUUAUAAACAAAGAUUUCUUAAUGUAAAUUUUGUACUUUUUUAGACCAAAUAAAAAUAAUUAUAGCUA
This is a messenger RNA of Melitaea cinxia (Glanville fritillary), 578 nucleotides long. RefSeq names its product endocuticle structural glycoprotein ABD-4-like. Lineage: Eukaryota; Metazoa; Arthropoda; Insecta; Lepidoptera; Nymphalidae. Gene Ontology annotation, cellular component: chitin-based extracellular matrix. The record is from RefSeq and is a predicted model, not a curated record. The transcript is spliced from 3 exons. Gene Ontology annotation, molecular function: structural constituent of chitin-based larval cuticle. Bases 1 to 474 code for a protein of 157 amino acids.